Mucor velutinosus is the source of this 1461-nucleotide messenger RNA. RefSeq names its product Endopolyphosphatase. The transcript is spliced from 7 exons. Gene Ontology annotation, molecular function: DNA binding; DNA topoisomerase type II (double strand cut, ATP-hydrolyzing) activity; ATP binding. Gene Ontology annotation, biological process: reciprocal meiotic recombination; meiotic DNA double-strand break formation; meiotic DNA double-strand break processing. Bases 1 to 1461 code for a protein of 486 amino acids. The record is from RefSeq and is a predicted model, not a curated record. Lineage: Eukaryota; Fungi; Mucoromycota; Mucoromycetes; Mucorales; Mucoraceae. Gene Ontology annotation, cellular component: nuclear chromosome.
AUGGUACAGUUUAUUGAGAUCUAUGAUAAUGAGGAUGAAGACGAGCUCUAUUUAUCAGACUUCAGCCAUGUGCCUGAUAUCCUUGACCAUGAACCUUCCAUGAGCAGCAGUAGUAGCACGAUGCCAUCAUCAUCCACAAUACCCCCUUCUCCCAUGCACCGAUCUGAUUACAAUGUUUUGUCCACUUCUACUGCUAUUACGGGCACGACAGCAUCAUCGCCAGAGCCCCUCUCCUUGUCAUCGACCGUUGGAAAGUCAAGAGAAACGCUCAUGUCAGAAAUAGAAGAUACCAUUGAGCAGAUGUUUGCUUCUAUCGCUAUUGGAGAACUAUGCAAACUGCCCAUGUCAAGCAAGCCUCUUCCUCAAAGAAAGAGAAAGAGGCCAUCUUCUGCUGAUGGUGCUGACAUUACUUUAAACACUGAUGCCACUACCAAUGACCCUUCAGCCGCCUCAAGCAAUGACACCACUCGCUACUUGUCGCUCUCCAGCAGCUGCAACAAGGCCAGAGCAUUGGCUCGCUAUCUUUCUGUAUUGCAAAUGAUUUAUGAGGCGGUGGCAUACAAGAUCAUGCUGACCAAAAGAGACAUGUACUAUCGCAACGUAGAGCUCUUUGGCAAACAGUCUGUAGUCGAUAUAAUUGUAGACGACUUUUCGCGUCAUUACAAUGUGCCCAGAUCGUCGCUCAAUGUGAGUGCAGCAUCCAAAGGCCUUAUAUUUGGACCCAUUAUUAUCAAAUUAAAGAACAACAAGAUACUCAACUGCAGUACAAGCAAUGAUACAGCAGAUACAGACGAUGAACAGGGCGUAUUGAUACCGCCCAUUCAUCAAGUGGUGCAAGUGCAAUGCAAGGCAAAGUGCAUGAUCGUAAUAGAGAAGGAAGCUACAUUUCGAUAUCUCGUCUCGAUUGGGUUCUGUCAAUCAUUACCAGAGAGCUGUGUAUUGGUGACAGGCAAGGGCUAUCCAGACUUGUCCACAAGACAGUUUGUAAAGUACUUUUCGACCCAUUUCACUACAAAACCUAUCCUGGCACUGAUGGACGGUGAUCCCCAUGGCCUGGAUAUUUAUGCUACUUACAAAUGGGGCACUCGAGCCAUGGCAUUUGAUGUGUUUAACCUAGCAGCCAAUAGCAUUGAGUUGAUUGGAUUGACAUGUCAAGAUCGUCAAGAGUUUCAUAUUUCUCCUCAAUGUUUGAUACCUCUAUCCGAGAGAGACAAAUCUAAAUGCCAAGCCAUGAUGCGAACCUACGAUCAAGAUGAAACACCUGGACAAAGUCAACUUAUUGAAAGAGGAUGGUGGCAAGAUGUUGAUACGGAAUUAGCCUCUCAAAGCCAUCAAUCGUAUAUUAGAGAGAUCACUCAACUGUUGGCUUCCGAUCAUAAAUGCGAGCUUCAGGCAUUGAAUCACAAUGGGCCUUAUCACUUGACAAACUACCUCAUCAAAAAAUUGGCUAAAUACAUUUAA